This is a messenger RNA of Portunus trituberculatus (swimming crab), 3564 nucleotides long. Its product is annotated as U3 small nucleolar RNA-associated protein 14 homolog A-like. Gene Ontology annotation, cellular component: small-subunit processome; nucleolus. NCBI's taxonomy places the organism in Eukaryota, Metazoa, Arthropoda, Malacostraca, Decapoda, Portunidae. Gene Ontology annotation, biological process: rRNA processing. The record is from RefSeq and is a predicted model, not a curated record. The coding region runs from base 294 to 2732 and encodes 812 amino acids. The transcript has 12 exons.
UUGGUGCAUAAAGUAGGGCAUACAUUUUGAGGACCUAUAAAUUUUCUUAGCAUAAGGCCGAAGGAAAGAGAGUGAAUGAGUGGUGCAGUGCGCAAAGGUGGGCUCACUUGUCACCUCCCCGUUGUCUCCCCUUCCUCUCCCUCUCUCCUCUGCACACAUGUGGCAGGUGUAAACAUUGGGUAAGGGCGAGAAUCCACACUCUGGCAGGUUGGACUCAUAAGGAUCCAUAGAUCUUCGCGGCCCCAACAGCAACAACAACUGUGGGAGGAACAACACACACUUGUGCCAACACUAUGGUGAAGAUGAAGACAACAUCAGUGAGGGAGAAGGAACAAGAGGAUGAGGAGCUGUUCAUGGUGUCAGGAUUGGGUAACACAGGUGGCGAGGUAGAUGACGACAAUGAGGUGGAGGAGGGAGAUGACCAACAAGAGGCUUCACACGCACAGCUUCUCUCCAGUGUGAUGAAGAUAACCAAGAAAGAAAGGAUGCAGCAGGAUGUUCGCACCUCCAUGGGCACCUCCACCUUAGACACCCGUCACCUGCUGACUCGCCUCCUUCCCACCACCUCUAUACGGAAGGAGAAGAGCAAGAGCACGCUCUCUGUCCCUCUGGAGAAGAGUGUGGCCAGACGGAUCAAGCGUGCAGCUGGCUAUGAAAAUGUGGCCAUGGAGGUAAACAAGUGGGCCAAGGUUGUGAAGGUGCAGAGGGAGAGUGAGCAGCUUCGCUUCCCUCUGAAGCAGAGUGGUGUAUCUCUCAAGACAGUAGAGAAAACAGACUCAGUGCAGAUGAAAACACCACUGGAGAAGGAGGUCUACUCGCUAUUGCAGGGUGCAAAGCUGGUGGAGGACAAGAAUGAGAGCAAGGAGGAGGAGAUUGCUCGCAAAGCUCUCUCACUGGACCAGAUACGGGAGAGAAACAGAGAGUUGUGGCGGCAGAAAGAAUUGAAGCGGCGAUAUGAACAAAAGGCAAGAUUGAUGAACAAGAGCAAGAGCAGAAAACAUCACCGGUUGCUGCGGCGGGAGAAGCUGAGGAAGCAGAAAGCCAUGUUGGAGGAGCUGCAGAAGACUGACCCAGAAGCAGCACUGGAAUGUUUGCAGGAACUGGAACGGAGCCGGAUACAGGAGAGGAUGAGUCUACGCCACAAGACCUCCAAGUGGGCACACCUGCAAGGCUUCAGGGCAAACAGGGAUAAGACUGUGAUGGCAGCUUUGAAAGAAAACCAGCGUCUGUAUCAAGAACUAACUACCAAAUCAGCUAAGGCAGAAGAGAGUGAGGAAGAUGAUUCAUCUGGUGAUGCAAAGGGAGGAAGAGAGAGUGCUGUGCAAGGAACAGAUGAGCCUCUCAAUCCCUGGACGAAACAGCGCCAAUCGCUGGCCUCUAAGAGUUCCCCUGAGGAUGAAUCCUUCACCAGAUUUAAGAAGUUCUGGGAGGAAGUCAACAGGAGAAAGGAAGCAGACUUGGAGAUUCAAAAACAGUUAGAAAAGGAAAAAGAGGAAAAUGUUAAGAUAAGAGGUCAGAAGCAAGAGGAAGAUAAAAAACAAGAAAAGGAGGGUGUGGUAGAAGAGGAAAACAACAGUAUGAAAGAGGGAGGAGAACAAACAAAAAAGAAAGUCAGUAAAAAACGCCUACAGAAAUUACAAAAAGCAAAAGAUCAAGUACAGAAACGAAAACAUAAAAAAACAGAAACAGAGGACAGUGGAGAGCAACUUUCUAAAAAGAGUCCUGGGAAGAAAGGCAACAAGAAAUGUAAAAAAACAUUAGGGACUCAAAACCAAGAGCCUGUCAACAUAGAUGACUUAUUUGAUGAAGUAGAAAUUGGAAUUAAAAACAAAGUACAAAGAAAGCUGAAAAAGUUAGGAGUAAAUAGCAAAGAGCCAUGGACAGAAGUGAAGACCAAAAAGAAGAAAAAAAAAGUCCCUGAUGUUGUUGCUCCCUCAGAAAUUGAGGAGUUUGACUUUACAAGUAAACACAACCAAGAAAACAUCAAUGAAACAACAGAGAGAGCAAAGACUCUACAAGAGUUGGAAUCUCUAGAGGGAGAGAGUGUGAACAAGCUGCAGGAGGCUGUGCAAACUAUUAAAGACUCAAAUGCUCCUUCAAAUACUCCUGCCCCAAACCACAAUAAGCUGCAAGUGGACCCCAAUAAAUUCCUGCAAGUGGAGUCGAAGCGGUUGGCGACAGCCAUGCCAGACAGUGUGGGUGAGUCAGGGGAGGCUCUGGAUGAUGAGGAACAGGAGGAAAGUGCAGAGAAUAUCAUCAGGGAAGCCUUUGCCGAUGAUUACCUCAUGGAGGAAUUCAGUUCUGAGAAAGCAGAGGCUAUCAAGAAGGACCAGCCAGGCAGCAUAAGUCUUGCACUGCCAGGCUGGGGAGACUGGACAGGACCCAACAGAAAGAUGUCCAACAGAAAAAUAAGAAAGUUCCGGCUCAGGGUGGCUCAUGCCCCUCGCAAGGACUCUAAGCUUGGUCAUGUUCUCUACAAUGAGAAUGCUGAUGUCCACACCAACCUUCGUAAAGCCAUGGUCAGUCAGCUGCCAUAUCCCUUCAAGAGUGUGAAAGACUUUGAGGCAUCAGUCAGAGCACCAGUGGGCCGCCUGUUUGUGCCAGAAACAGCUCACAAAAAACUGACAGCUCCUCCCAUUGUAACAAGAAUGGGCACAGUGAUCCAGCCUAUGACAGAAGAUGAACUGCUGUGCUCUGAGACACCUGGCAAGGGUUGGAACAAGAAAAGAUGAGUUUCAUAAAGAUCUCUGACACAAAAGGUGACAAAAACAGAUUAGGAACAAAUGACAUGUAUUUACAGCUACACCUUACACCAACACAACAACCUGGAAGAGUAGAAAUGGGGACAAACUGUCUAAUGUUACUGCCACCACCAUUAUGUCUCUUCUUAAAUCACCCUAUUUCUUGACAAGGAAAGGAGUGCUUCAUGUAUGGUUCUAGUCAUAAAUAUUGGUCUGCAUGUUCCAGCUGGGGAGGCCGAUACUUAUGGCAAAAAAGCACAGUCCUCUUGAGAGUCAACCAAAUUUUAACCAAAAGUCAUAGCACUUACCAUAUCCAUCAGCUUUUGUGCCACUGACUACUAUCCUGUCCUCAGUGUGCUUUAGGACUCAUUGGAAAGCAGUAACCUCUAGCAACUUGUUUCCCACAUUCACUUGUAAUAAUUAAUUAUCUAUUAAAGUGGCUAAGACAAAAGAGUAUUCAUCUAAGACUUGCAUAGAUCUUCAGCCUCAAGGAAGCAAGUCAUUCAGACAUAAUGGAACAGUUGGCUAUAUUCAGAGAGUAAGGGAAUCAUGAUAUACCUCAACUUAAGAAACAGACUGGACAUGAAAAAGUGAGUGCACGAUAAUGCUCUCCAUCUAGCCCUAAAAUACACUGAGGGGAGGAUAUGAGUUAGCGAUGUAAAGCUGAGGGAUGCAAUAAUGUUAUGGGGCUUAUAAUUUUCGCUAAAAUGGUUCCCCCUCGAAAUGACCAUGCUAUUUUUGCCAUAACUAUUGGACCUCCAAGCCAGCAGAUCCAAUACUUAUUACUGGUACAGUGUAUAUUAAAAUAAAAGCUGGUGACAAA